UGGAAUGAUUCGUAAGGUUCAGUCUGUAUUAGCCCAAACCGUACCAUAUGAUGCAUUUGGUAAUACACUGGACCGGACUACCCGACUUUAUAAAUAAAUAUAUACCUAAAGUUAGAACGUAGUUAAAAUGUAAAUGUCAGUAUUACAAGUCGUAUAAAUUAGUCUUCAUGCGAAUGGUAGCGUACUCUAGUGAUAAAUUCUGAACUAUCAAACUGCCGCGAUUUUUUGCGUCAAUAUCGUACCAUUGAAAGAUACGAGAGCGGUGCCACCUUAUCUUCUCUACAUCGUGGAUUUUUAUUUUUUCGGAACACUUAGUUCAAAAAACUAUCAUUAUAAGAGUAUCACCCGAUAAAUUAAUAAAUAAAUAUAUUUUACUUUUUUCCUCUUACGUUUCGACAUGAGUUGGCCGUGAACAAUUAUAAUGGCAACUGUAGAAGUGUCACAAAUGGCUCCAGAUAAGGAGUUGGAAGAAAUCAUAAAACUUACUUGGGGUCGGCAGGUACGACAAGACAUAUUUCAACGAUGGACACAAGGGUUUUGUUUCAGCGAAGAUGAACCUACUGCCUUGGUUCAAUUUGAGGGUGGUCCUUGUGCAGUAUUAGCACCUAUGCAAGCUUACAUUAUUAAAAACAUUGUUAGCAACAAGUCUGUUGAUGAUGAUUGGAAAAAAGUCGAAGCUGACGAACAAAACCGUCUUUUAUGCAAAGCUGCCUGUGAUAUCCUAUGUCAAGCUACAGAUGGAUGUGAUAUAUUAAAAUUUGUACAAAUUGAUGAUAAAGGUGUACUUGAACAUAGCCAGUUUCAUUCUAUGCUUAAAGUAGAACAAGUUAAUAAGGAUAGUAUAGAAACUUUUUUUAACAACCAUAUUAGUUUUAUGCGUGAUACAUUUGGUGUUUUAUUAUUUUUAUAUACUGUCAUGCACUCUAAGGGUUUAGUUAAAUUAAAAGAAGAAAUUUGUGAUUUAGAUGAACCAUUGAUUGAUAAAGAAUUUGGUUAUGGUAGUCAAUGUUUAAUUAAUAUGAUGAUCACUGGACAAGCAGUUUCAAAUGUAUUUAAUAAUGAUCAAGUAGUAGCUGGGCUUAAAUUACAAGGUAUUGACAAACAAAGCGAAGUUGGGUUUUUAACUUUAUUAGAACAUUUAAGGUACUGCCAAGUUGGAACUUAUUUGAAAAAUCCUUGUAACCCUAUUUGGGUAUUAGGUAGCGAUACACAUCUCACAGUUCUGUUUUCUUUUGAUCAAAAUUUGGUUAGUAAAGAAACUCAAGCUGAUAUUGCUAGGCGAACAUUUAAAUUAUUCGAUCAAGAUGGAAACAAUUUUAUUAGUACUCAAAAUCUAAAACCACUGUUGGAAAAACUAGAUCUUGUAUCUGAUGAUGAAUACGUGAAUCUGAUGUCCACAAAAUUGGAUUCUGAAGGAUUGGGCAUUAUAUUGAUGCCAUCAUUUAUGGAUGAGUUUUUUUCUGAACAAGAAACCAGAACUCCAGAUGUAUUCAUGUUAUUUCAUUACAAUGGACAACCAAGGUCUAAUCCUAAUUCAAAAGUUACCUAUAUUGAAGGUAAUGCUAUUAUCCAAGAAUCUGAUGUAAUAUGUAUAGUCGAAGACAAUAACUUGCAAUCUUGUUUACAAUCCAAGUGGCCAUACAUUGAAGUACAAUGGAAAGGAGGAGUAACACCUUCGAUUAACUAAAGAAAUUGUAAUGGGAAAAUAUCAAACUACUAGAUAAGAAUUGUUUAUCAUUUUUAAUAAAAUACAGA
Sipha flava (yellow sugarcane aphid) is the source of this 1755-nucleotide messenger RNA. RefSeq names its product ubiquitin carboxyl-terminal hydrolase MINDY-3 homolog. Gene Ontology annotation, molecular function: K48-linked deubiquitinase activity; calcium ion binding; cysteine-type deubiquitinase activity. Bases 422 to 1687 code for a protein of 421 amino acids. The transcript is spliced from 9 exons. NCBI's taxonomy places the organism in Eukaryota, Metazoa, Arthropoda, Insecta, Hemiptera, Aphididae. The record is from RefSeq and is a predicted model, not a curated record. Gene Ontology annotation, biological process: protein K48-linked deubiquitination.